Orbilia oligospora ATCC 24927 is the source of this 429-nucleotide messenger RNA. RefSeq lists its product as uncharacterized. Gene Ontology annotation, cellular component: intracellular anatomical structure. Lineage: Eukaryota; Fungi; Ascomycota; Orbiliomycetes; Orbiliales; Orbiliaceae. The record is from RefSeq and is a predicted model, not a curated record. Bases 1 to 429 code for a protein of 142 amino acids. Gene Ontology annotation, molecular function: oxidoreductase activity, acting on NAD(P)H, oxygen as acceptor. The transcript is spliced from 3 exons.
AUGACACCUUACUCUAUGGCAAAGGCAGCUUUAAUCCAGAUGGCGAAAACUUUGGCGGUUGAAUGGGCCCCGUUCGCUCGCGUCAAUGCCAUCAGUCCUGCAUAUAUCAGCACCGAUAUGACCGGACAAGUUCCAGAGAGCUUAAGAACCACCUGGUCCGGCCUUACACCUAUGGGGCGCGAAGGGACUGUAGCAGAGUGCAAAGCCGCAUAUCUAUAUCUGGCCAGCGAUGCUGCUAGUUAUACGACUGGAACAAACCUUUUUGUUGAUGGUGGAGCUACGAAAGAGGGCAAAGUCCUUGGAGCUAAGCUAUUGAUUAGGGUCAAGAGCAGUAUCCUAGGAACCAUGAUCGUUAACACUAACUCGACUCGAGUCCAAGUACCUGUCGAGAUGUAUAUGUACGCGAUGUUCGAUAUUCAAUAUGAAUGA